Molecule: messenger RNA, 363 nt
Organism: Sphenostylis stenocarpa
Lineage: Eukaryota; Viridiplantae; Streptophyta; Magnoliopsida; Fabales; Fabaceae
Source: the annotation of a GenBank genome assembly
AUGUUCAACAUGCCGAAGUCACAACUACAGUUUGGAGUUGCACCCUACAAUCCCACUCUUGGUGAGACUCAAAGGAAACCUUACUGUCUUACUCCAGCAGGUUUCACACCACCCUCCGGUAUAUGCCCUCUAUGGCAUAGAAAUGACAUGGUGCCACUCUCCGGUUUCAAACUUCAGUGCAAAACCGAAUAUGGAGGUACUUCAAUAGAAACUAAGGUGCAUGGCAAACGACAGUUGAAGCUCCACAAUCAUGGAGAGACGUAUGAAAUGAAUUCUCCUGAUCUAGUUAUCAGAAUGCUUCCAAUCCCUGGGACUGAUUGGGUUGGCAAUCUUUCUUUGGAUUUGGGGCAGGUCGAAGACUGA